This is a messenger RNA of Drosophila ficusphila, 1534 nucleotides long. RefSeq names its product vacuolar fusion protein CCZ1 homolog (gene Ccz1). The transcript has 4 exons. The record is from RefSeq and is a predicted model, not a curated record. Gene Ontology annotation, cellular component: intracellular membrane-bounded organelle; Mon1-Ccz1 complex. NCBI's taxonomy places the organism in Eukaryota, Metazoa, Arthropoda, Insecta, Diptera, Drosophilidae. Gene Ontology annotation, biological process: vesicle-mediated transport. Bases 56 to 1513 code for a protein of 485 amino acids.
AGUUAAUUUUUAUUAUUUACCUCUUGCCAAAAAGUUGUUGAUAGCUUGUCGAAAAAUGGCUAAAUUACUUCAACGAGUAGAAAUUACGCUGCGUAGUUUUUAUAUAUUUAAUUCAAAGUUCGGUGAACAAGAAGGCGAAGAACACAAGAAAGUUUUGUUUUACCAUCCAAAAGAUAUUGAAUUAAAUACGAAAAUCAAGGAUGUGGGCCUCAGUGAGGCCAUUAUAAGGUUUACAGGAACUUUUACCUCCGAAGAUGAUUGUCAAGCGCUUCAUACCCAGAAAACCACCCAACUCUUUUACCAACCCGAGCCAGGUUAUUGGUUAGUUUUGGUUUUAAAUGUUCCUAAGGAAGUACGUUUAAAGGAGGGCGUGGAGGUGGCCGAGUACAAGGGCGCAGAGAUCUCCGACAGGAUUUACAGAGCCAUUCUAAGACAGUGCUAUCAAAUGUUUCGCUUCCGCUAUGGAAGUUUCUCCUCCUUUGGAUUUGAAGAGCCCUAUCCAGAGAAGCGAAGGGUUCUGCUUUGCCAUGAGCUCCAGAGGUUCUACGAUCAACACUUGACUAACUUAAAGGAUCCCUCGAAUUGUGAUAUUAUCGACAUGCUGCAAUCGAUACAAUAUCUUCCUUUGGACAAAUCACUGUUUUUAAGAGCCCAGAACUUUGGGAUGCUGGGUCAGACCUUUCCCGCCAUUAAGGAGAGCAUCAUGUUCUACCAAGAGCAGGUUCUUUGUGGUGGAAAACUAAGUCCAGAGGAUUUGCAUAGCUUGCACUCAUAUGUGGUACAGGAAGUGUUAAAAUUGGAAGCCAGCAGCUCGUCCAUUGCCGUGAGUCCUUCGCUUAAAAGGAGUAUCAGUGAAUGUCAGGUGGGAGGGUUCGUAAGGAGUCAGCAGAAAGGCGAGGAGGAUAGUCAAGAGUUGGAUAACCUGGAGGAUCCUCUAAAGGUUUAUGUCACCCUGGAGGAACAAGCUAGGCCAUAUUAUCUGCUCAUAUAUCGCGCUCUGCACAUAACUUUUUGCCUGUUUUUGAAUGCUGACCAACCGGCCCCAGAACAAGAACUUUACGAUGAACUGCAUGCCUAUAUGGCUCCGCAACUGACUGCUCUAGCCCGGGAUAUAUCCAGCGAGCUGACUAAGGAGGCGGCGGGUGCUGCGGGUCAGGAUAACUCUACCAGCAGCAAUGAAGCGGCACCGAAAUACUUGUUUAUUAACGAGCAGAGCCUGCAACAUCAUACAAACCUACAAAGGCAUCUGCCUCAAGGAUUGCCCCGCAAUGUCCUUAGUAUCAUAGCGGAUCUGGCCAAUUCCAAUGGCAAACAGCAGGAUUUGGAAAAUUCACCGGCAGAGGAACUCCAGGUUAAGACCACCAACGACUAUUGGAUUGUAAAGAGGCGCUGUAACUACAGGCAGUACUAUGUGAUCCUAUGCAAUAGCAAGGCCACCUUGCUAGAUGUCACCCAGGAAGCGAGACGGAUUUUCGAGCAGGAGCUCACAGAUGAUGUAUUCUUUGACAAAUAAAGAGAAGGAUCAGAUAUAGAA